UACAAUUUACUCAGUAAAUUAUCUGUGCGGAGUUCCAUUCGCUCCUUAUAACCACUGGUCAUCGACGCGAACUCGAGCUUCCCAACCCACAUGCGCAUAGUUUCCGAUGGCCGUGCAGAAGCUUCUAUUGGUGUUGACAAUCUUCGUCUCGACUUGUUUGUUCGCUCUUUGUUGGGCGUUCAUGAUUAUAGUUUGGCAUCAAGAAUUUGUGAUCCUCCCCGACUCCGACGCCAUCCUCAUCACGAGAUAUCCUACUGUACUCACCCUGAUAUCUACCGUGAUAUCCACGAUUCUGUCAGUAAUCACCACGGCUCUUUUCUCGAUCGCUGUCAAAAACGCACUUAGCCAUUAUAUUACUCGACCAAUAUCGCUGGUCAAAUUUCACACCGCAAUAGCUCUCUCCAGACCUCAACCUCUUCUUCGAUGGAACUACCGUGUUCUCUCACUGUUCACGCUGGUUAUCGUUGGUUUGGUCACACUCCUCAAUUCAAGCUGGACGACAUUAUUGUUACCGACACGUCUGUUGUGGCCUGUACCAAUCGAAGGCAAAGAUCUGGAUCUCGGAAGCCCCGCCUUCGAUGCCAAACUGGGUCUUGAUAUGAACGCCUCUUCAAUCUCAUACACGAAUGUUUACAAUAUUCUCGACAUUAUGUCGCCCAUGAGUGGGGCUUCAGCCACACGUUUGGCUAUCGCAGGCGGAGAUAACAGUAUCUUCGCAUUCAAUGGUGUAUCAUACAGUAAAUCGAGCAGUGGCAUUGUUCCAGCAAUCGAAGAUUUUGCAGGUAACUCGUUGACCCCCGGUGGUGUUGGCCUUCAGUACUUCGGUGGAAAAGUGGCUGUCAAUACCUCGGUAGUCAAUAAAGAACAUCGGGUCCGUUCCGGGCUUGCUAGAAAUUAUACCGUGACACAACAGGGCCUUUCUGCGAAUGUUACUUGUGGCGUCCCAGACCCAAAGGAGUACUCCUUGAGUAUUCUGGAUAAUCCUUCCUCCGCCUUCGGAGGAGGGACUAUAACUUGGGAAUGGGCAGCACAUUGUCCUCUCGGCAUUGGUGUCAGCUAUUGGACGACAGUAGAAUUCCAGGCUCUUGAUGACCGCGAUGGCCUUCUCGGGAUUGUUGUUUGUCCUGGCCCAUACAUGAUCGCCGUCCCAUCUUUCGACAUCAUCCUACAGGGCAAAGCGGGAUAUAGUUUCUUGAAUGCAACGGUCUGCAAGGUUGCACCAUAUGUGGCCUCAUUCGAUGUGACAUACAGCAAUGGAAACAUCUCUAUUGAUCAGCCCCGUGAUAUCCAGCCACUCCAGAACCACAGUAUGAAUGUCACCUACUUUAUAAGGAGCGUAGUGGAGGAGUUGUCCUUGUCCACCCAAACGACAUAUAAUAAUCCUUUGGGGGAGCUGCUACGGCUUAACAGAUUAUACAACACAGGCUCAAUGAAUGAAAUACUGGAAUACUACUUCCGCGGCGUCGUAGAGUUUUCUGCCACAUACCUUCGUUCCGCAUACCUUGCGGAAGGCGCGGCCACCGCGAUGUCGGACUUGUACUUGGACGAAAGUGCUUUCAAACCCCUGAGCGGAACCAUGUUUGUGGCGACCUAUGGCUGGUACAGUGGACGCCUUACAUACAUCUAUAUCAUCGGCGUCUUCACGGUCAUCUGGGCGGUCACUGUUGCAGCUGCGACGUUCAGUCUAAUUCAGGAGCGCAUUCACCCUUGCAUCGGUCUCUCAUUUGAUGCGUCGAACCCAAUCCAUCUCAUGAUGGCUUCUUCGGCGGGCGGACUAGAAGCGCUUGCGGGGUUUGAAAAUGAUGGCGGUAUGAUGAAUGAACGGGUGCAAAUCCGUUUCCUAGAUGGUCGGGGUGCGGCGCCUGGUGAUGCAGUGGGAGAGGAUACAUCCGUUCAACCUACCAGAUCGUCAAUGCGGUUCGAAAUUGUACCGGACCUAGACGGCGAGGGUGGCAAAGUCUUCUAGGAUAUCAUGCAUAUCAUGACUGACCACGUGGCUGUGCCACACUGCAAUUUCAAACCAGUUUGAAUGUUGAACGAGCCCUAGACGGUCAUGAGACUUAUUUCAAUGUCAAGCAAGAACUGAAGAAG
Molecule: messenger RNA, 2091 nt
Organism: Suillus clintonianus
Lineage: Eukaryota; Fungi; Basidiomycota; Agaricomycetes; Boletales; Suillaceae
Exons: 9
Coding region: 107-1966 (619 amino acids)
Source: RefSeq, a predicted model, not a curated record